AUUUAUUUCAAAUGGCAAAUCAUGCUGCUGAAGGACGGAAACCGUCUUUCGUCUCCAUUCCGAUAAUCGACUACUCACUCGCUCUGUCACCAACCACUAAGACCCUUUUUUUAGCACAGCUCAAAGAAGCCCUGGUGAUGGUAGGAUUUUUCUAUCUCAAAAACCCACCGAUCGCCGCAGAUGUGAAGGAAGCGUUUGUGGAGAAGGCAAUACAGUUAUGCAACCUACCUCUGGAGAAGAAGCUAGAGAUCGACAUGGUCAAUAGCAGGCAUUUCCUAGGGUACUCGCGACUAGGUGCGGAAAAGACCGCUCAGCAAAUGGACCAUCGAGAGUUGUUUCAUUUUCUAACACCCCUCCCGGCAGCGAGUCCUGAUGAACCAGUUUGGCGCAACGCUCAAGGACCAAAUCAGUGGCCAGAUGAAACGGCCGUUCCUGGUUUCCGCGAAUCGUUAGAACAAUAUCUCGAUAGUGUCAGCACCUUAGCAGAUGCAAUGAAGAUUCUGGUCGCUGAAGCCUUGGAUUUGCAUCCGAAUGCCUUCUUCAAAUUCUUCGAUGUCCCACCGCGCAAUAAGAUGUCUAUUGUGAAAUAUCCCUCCCCUCCGGUGGCAUCUGCUACGAAUAACAACAACACCUUUCAAGGCGUUGGAUCGCACAAAGACGGCGGGUUCCUCACCUAUCUCCUACAAGCAACACUGCAUGCGGGACUUGAAGCUCAAAACAAGGCUGGAGAUUGGGUUCCUGUGCCUCCAGUACCGAACACCUUGGUGAUGAAUGUUGGUCGCUCACUGGAAUAUAUGACUAGUAGGGUGUGUACAGCUACCACUCAUAGGGUGAACUUGCGGCCGGAGUGCUUUACAGAUUCGAACGGACGCUUUCUAGGCCCACGGUUUUCUAUUCCUGUCUUUCAGACUUUCAGAUUGGACCUGGCUCACGAUGACAUGCUAUUAGAGCUCCCGGGCCACAUCCUUGAUUUGGUCAAGGACCAGCAAGUCAAGUCAGAUGCGGAGGCAUUCUUCUCACAGUACCAUAAGGAGAACCCUGGAUAUGGCAUUUUCAAGGCUCUUUUGGCAAGUCACCCAGACGUGGGCCAGAGGUGGUACCCGGAUCUAUUGGCGGAAGUUCUGAAAGCGCAAAGGGAGUUUUCAGCUUGACACAACGAACAUUACCUUGGCACCUGACAAGCGGGGGAUUCUAAGCCAGAACCAUUCUAUUAUAUGUUGCAUAUUCUGUGUUGACAAAUAUUAUCCACAUCAUAUCCGAGG
Messenger RNA from Aspergillus costaricaensis CBS 115574, 1262 nucleotides. Its product is annotated as isopenicillin N synthase family dioxygenase. The record is from RefSeq and is a predicted model, not a curated record. NCBI's taxonomy places the organism in Eukaryota, Fungi, Ascomycota, Eurotiomycetes, Eurotiales, Aspergillaceae. Bases 12 to 1151 code for a protein of 379 amino acids. The transcript is spliced from 3 exons.